Messenger RNA from Daphnia pulex (common water flea), 1982 nucleotides. Its product is annotated as potassium voltage-gated channel protein Shaw-like. The record is from RefSeq and is a predicted model, not a curated record. Bases 42 to 1736 code for a protein of 564 amino acids. Gene Ontology annotation, molecular function: protein binding; delayed rectifier potassium channel activity. The transcript has 13 exons. NCBI's taxonomy places the organism in Eukaryota, Metazoa, Arthropoda, Branchiopoda, Diplostraca, Daphniidae. Gene Ontology annotation, cellular component: neuronal cell body membrane; dendrite membrane; voltage-gated potassium channel complex. Gene Ontology annotation, biological process: protein homooligomerization; potassium ion transmembrane transport.
GAUCGGCGGGCAGGCGGAUGAAAUAAAAAAGAAAAAAAGAUAUGGCGAUGGAUGGGGAGAACCGGAUCGUUCUCAACGUGGGCGGAAUCCGCUUCGAGACCUACAAGACGACCCUGAAAAAGAUUCCGGCCACCCGAUUAUCGAGACUGACCGAGGCCCUCGUCAAUUACGAUCCAAUCCUCAACGAAUAUUUCUUCGAUCGCCAUCCGGGCGUCUUCUCGCAGAUCCUCAACUACUACAGGACGGGCAAGCUCCACUAUCCGUCGCACGUGUGCGGGCCACUCUUCGAAGAGGAACUGGAAUUCUGGGGGCUAGACUCCAAUCAAGUCGAGCCCUGUUGCUGGAUGACUUACACCGUCCACAGAGACACCCAGCAAACGUUGGCCAUUUUGGACAAACUGGACAUUGAAACGGAAAAGCCAACCGAAGAGGAAAUAGCCAGAAAAUUCGGUUACGAAGAGGAUUACCUUGCCGGACGCCUUAGUUUAUGGCAGCGAUUCAAACCAGCCACAUGGUCGUUAUUCGACGAGCCCUACUCAUCUCUACCGGCCAAGGGAGUGGCUGUCAUUUCCGUGUUUUUCAUCUGCGUUUCUGUCCUCUCGUUCUGCCUGAAAACUCACCCGAGCAUGAGAGUGCCAUUCCUACGCAACAUCACCGUCAACGGACCGGGAAACGCCUCCUAUUUCUUGCUGGACAAAGUUAAAACCGAACCGCACGAGGCUUUCUUCUACGUCGAAUUGGUCUGCAAUAUCUGGUUCACGUUGGAGAUUUCCAUCCGUUUCGUUGUCAGUCCGGACAAAUGCGAUUUUCUGCAGUCGCCCGUCAACGUCAUCGAUCUGGUGGCAACGCUCUCAUUCUACACCGACAUGCUCUUGCAGGAGCUGGCUCACCAUGUGGAUAAUGCGGAUAUUCUCGAGUUCUUCUCCAUCAUCCGCAUCUUGCGACUCUUCAAAUUGACUCGACACUCGCCCGGUCUCAAGAUCCUCAUCCACACGUUUAAAGCGUCGGCUAAAGAAUUGACGCUGCUCGUCUUUUUCCUGAUGCUCGGCAUCGUCAUCUUCGCCAGUCUCGUCUACUACGGCGAAAGGCUCCAGGCCAAUCCGCACAACGAUUUCAAAAGUAUUCCGGAAGGCCUUUGGUGGGCGAUCGUAACCAUGACAACGGUCGGCUACGGAGACAUGGCGCCUAAAACAUAUGCUGGGAUGUUUGUGGGUGCGUUAUGCGCCUUGGCCGGGGUGCUGACCAUCUCUCUGCCCGUGCCCGUCAUCGUCUCCAAUUUCUCCAUGUUCUACAGCCACACGCAGGCCCGGUCGAAAUUGCCAAAGAGGCGGCGGAGGGUUUUGCCAGUGGAGCAGCCGAGAAACAGGAAGCAACGGGUGCCAGAUCGGGCCAGCAAUAAUCAAGGCCAGCAACAACAGUCCAGGGCGGAUGGAAUCGGACGUCGAUUCGCCGCUGGAACUACGAAAUUAACUCAGCCGUUCAUCAACCGACUUGGUUAUCUGAACGGAUCGGCGAGUGACAGUCCAGCAGUUGUCGUUGCUCCAACUGGCGGAACAUCUAAAAUCCCUGGACCCCUACUGAGGGUUCACAGCACUGGAGGAGAUUCGAAAACUCUCCACGUGCCGGUGAUUGUGGCCAGCAGUCCGCCUCCGGCUCACCAGGACAUUGUGAGUUUCAGAAGUCAAGAUUGCGUCACUUCGGGCAACGGGAAAUCCGGACAAACAUACGCACUAUAAAUAAAAUAAGCAACGUUUUCUCUCAUUUCAUAAUAUUUACUUGUUUCAUACUAUUUCGACGUGUUUCCUCCCUUCCAUUAUCGAAAUUAUUUCAUUACACACGACCGGCCAAACAAAACUAAACAACAUUUUUGACUCCGUGAUGAUGACGUAUACGACUCAAAGUGUAUUUAAUUCUUUAAUAUAUUAUUAUUGUUAAUUUGUAUAUAGAUAAAUGAUCGAUAUAUAACUAUUGGUGAGAUCAAA